Molecule: messenger RNA, 3998 nt
Organism: Sodiomyces alkalinus F11
Lineage: Eukaryota; Fungi; Ascomycota; Sordariomycetes; Glomerellales; Plectosphaerellaceae
Product: checkpoint serine/threonine-protein kinase BUB1
Exons: 3
Coding region: 182-3826 (1214 amino acids)
Biological process (GO): meiotic sister chromatid cohesion, centromeric; mitotic spindle assembly checkpoint signaling; protein phosphorylation
Molecular function (GO): ATP binding; protein kinase activity
Source: RefSeq, a predicted model, not a curated record
CCUCGCCUUUCGUAUCAUCCCUCCCAGCUACUCCCCCCACACACUCACACACUCACACGACAACAGCGCUCUGUCAUAACUUUUUUCUUCUUCUUUUUUUAGGGAGAAACGCGCAGCAACACCUCCGCUUGCGCGCAUCUACCCUCAUCCGGACACUUACCUAACAACAGUAACAGUAACCAUGGCACCUUCCGACGACCUCAUUGAUUUCGACAUCAUCGAAGCCCAAAAAGAGAACAUCCAGGCAAUCCCCAGCGGUCGUUCUGCAAAGAAGCUGGUCGAAGCCUUUUCUCAUUCGCCUUUGCACAAGCUUUCCACCCCUACACCAACAGACACCAAGAAUGUAAACGACUGCAUCCGAGCCGAAUAUGAGGCCGAGAUCUCAAACAUCUCCGAAUCAGACGAUCCCCUCGACGUCUUUGACCGAUACGUACGAUGGACUCUCGAUGCCUACCCGUCCUCUCAAGCAACGCCUCAGUCGCAGCUACACACCCUUCUAGAGCGCGCGACAAAGGCCUUCAUCAACUCUCCCCAAUACAAGAACGACCCCCGCUACAUCAAGUUAUGGCUGCUCUACAUCCAGCUCUUCGCCGAUGCGCCGCGUGAGACUUUCCUCUUCCUCUCCCGCCACAACAUUGGCGAGGGCCUGGCCCUCUUCUACGAAGAGUACGCGGCGUGGCUGGAGGGCGCCGGCCGCUGGACACAGGCCGAGGAGGUGUACAAGCUCGGCAUCGAGCGAGAAGCCCGGCCCCAACAACGGCUUCUGCGCAAGCUGAAAGCGUUCGAACAGCGACGUGCUCAGCAGACGGACCUUCCCGACGAACCCUCCUCGCCGGCCCUGCCCGCUGUGCGGCCCGUCUUGGCCGCCAAGGUCGACCCCUUCGCCGCAGCGCGGGCGGCGACUGCGGCGACUGCGGCGGCGGACCCCCAAGCGCCGCGGCAGACCAGCGGCGUGGGCGGGCCGGCCUCGAAACCGGGCAAGGCUAAGAUGGCCAUCUUCUCCGAUGCUGACGCCCAGCCUUCCGCCCUCUCGGCGCGCGACGGCGGAUCCAAGGGCUGGGAUACAAUCGACUCGCUGGCGAACCGGAAAAAGGAGAAUGUGAUGGGACCGAAGCCGUGGGUGGGGGAGACGCUGAAGGCUGGGGGGAAGAAGAGCGAUGGCCCCAAGAUGCAGAUAUUCAGGGAUACUUCUCAGUCUCAGUCCCGGUCCGAGUCCCAAUUCCGAGCGCGCUCUCAGGCGCAAUUAGCAAAAUCCCACAUAACAUUGAUUCCAUCGAGUGUCCAAGUCGUGGUGAACCCCGUCAACGGCAAGAAGGAACGUAUUUUUGUCAACCUGGAGGCUGUUUAUCCCGAUCCCGAGGUUCCGGGCUCGGAGCUUAGCUUUGAAGAGAUUUGGGCCAUGAACCAGGGCUGGCUGGACCAGUCGUGGGAGCCCGAGCCCGAGGCGCUUGAGCCAAGCAUCGCAGACCUCGGAGACAUGGUGUCCGAGAAGCUUGUGGUUCACACAGAGACAGUGAUGCUAGACGAGAACGGGAAUAUCAUGAAGAAGAGUAACAAGCCGAGGAAGAUGAAGACCAUGGAGAUCAACGAGACCCAAAUCAUCAAAGCGAACCUUGAUUCUCCUUCUUCCAAGCCGAGACCGAAGAGGAGAAACAAUAACGAACCUACCAUGACGCUUCAUACCAAAGCAGCAACAGACGAGAUAUAUGACAUUUUUAGCCAGCCGUUGCCGCCCGUUCCUGCGGAGGAAGAAGAGAGCGCCGCCGACGAAGACGACGACGACGACGACGACUAUGAUACAGACGGGGACUACACGAGCGGCGUGGACAGCACCAUAACGACGACGCGUCAUGUCGACAUGGACGACGAAGCCGGCAACGAGGAGACGUCCGAUGUGAAGAGUGUCAGCGAAUGGUCCGACUUUUCUACCCGACGACAUGUCCCCGAUAUCAAUGCAAAGAAAGAUGCACACGAGGAACCCAACGACACACAGGUCUCGGACUUGAUAGACGUCCACGACGCGGAGCCCUCCGGACCGCUCUCUGAAGAUACCACGGGGAGCCAGGGGGCUGGAGAGGAAGGGGAGCAAGAAGAGGAGGAUGGGGAUGAAGAAGACGACAUGCAGCCAAAAACCAGGACCAUCUUCGUCCCCAUCCCGCCGGAGGAUUACGAGCCUCGAACACGGCCUUAUAGGGACCCGGCCGAGGUGGCUAAUAAUCGCCUCCCCUUCAUGACACCCAUCACCGAGAGGACAGAGACGUCCCUCGGUAUGUUGACAACGAAGAAAGAAGCCCAAUGUGGUUCCCCAAUCCAGAGAGACGAUGAAUACGGGAUCACAGAGGAGGAGGAGGAGGAGGAAGAGGAAGAAGAAGAAGAAGACGAGCUUUUCGAAUCUGAUCAACUACUCAGCAGUCCAUUGCGAGAGGUGGUCAAUGAGGCUCGUCCCGCAAAGGUUGCACUGCCAAUCUUGGACAAGCUGAAGUCGCGGCCAGCAGCAGCACCCAAGAGUAUUCCUCCGAAAGGACCGAUUAUCAAAGACUUGCAAUGCAAUCCCAUGGAUGAUGCUGUGAGGGACGAGAUCCUCUCGAACAUUCACCCCCCCUUGAGCUCGUACCCCGGGUUCUACGACCACCGACAUGAGAAAUACGAGAAAGGCGCCGAUAUUCGCAGGUUCGCAAAAGCCAUGACCAAAGCGAGAUCUAGUUCAGAUAGGACCAGCAAUUCCGCCCCUGCCCCCGUUAUCGAGUUCCCCGAUGUCCCUACGAGAUACACGGUUCGCAAGGAACUCGGGGCAGGUGCGUUUGCUCCCGUCUAUCUAGUCGAGAACUCGAACCCCGACGGAGACGACGAGGGAGGCGACGAUGGCGGUGUCGUGGCCGUGGCCAUGGGCAAAGGCGCCUUCGCCACCCGUUCCCGCCGUGGCCUGGAGGCCCUCAAGAUGGAGAACCCCCCCAGCCCUUGGGAGUUCCAUAUGCUGCGGGUGGCGCAUUCCCGGCUGGGCCCGCACCACCGCGCCGCCGCCUCCCUGACGUGCGCUCUGGAGCUGCACCUCUACCGGGACGAGUGCUUCCUCCUGCUGCCGCUCCACCCGCACGGCUCCCUCCUGGACGUGGUCAACCUGUUCCGGGCCGAAUCGUCGGGCGUCAUGGAUGAGCAGCUGGCCAUGUUCUUCACCGUGGAGCUCCUGCGCACGGUCGAGGCCCUGCACAGCCACGGCAUCCUGCACGGCGACCUCAAGCCCGACAACUGCCUCGUGCGCCUGGACCUCCUCACAUCGGGCGACGCCCAGCCGCUGGCGUCGCAGUACCGCGCCGACGGCACGGGCGGGUGGGGCGCGCGCGGCGUGCAGCUCAUCGACAUGGGGCGGGCCAUCGACAUGCGCAACUUUAGGCCGGGCGUGCAGUUCGUGGCGGACUGGAAGACGAGCGCGCAGGACUGCGCCGAGAUGCGCGAGGGCCGGCCCUGGACGUGGCAGAUCGACUACCACGGCCUCGCCGGCGUCGUCUACUGCCUCCUCUUCGGCCGCUACAUCGAGACGGUGCGCUGCGACCAGGGCGGGCUCGGCAGGACGGGGCGUCGGUAUCGCGUCCGCGAGAGCCUCAAGAGGUACUGGCAGACGGACCUCUGGGGGGCCUGCUUCGACUUGCUCCUGAACCCGGCGUCGUUGCUCGAGGAGCAGGGCGGGACUAGGGAGAUGCCUGUCGUGGAGGAGAUGAGGAAUGUGCGGAGGCGGAUGGAGACGUGGCUUGAAGCCAACUGCGAGAAGGGUAUUGGGUUGAGGAGUUUGGUAGGCAGGGUCGAGGCCUAUGCCCGGUCAAGGAGGUGAAGAGUAGUAGUAGUAGCGGUCUUUCGUUCGUCUGCUUUAUCUAGAACUGACACCAUUUGUUUCUCUUUUCCUUUGGCUUGCGAGCAUACGAUACCCUCUGAUCGAUUCUUUCUUUGUCCAUUACCACUGAUGACAUUAGUACAGAUAGAUAUUGGUACAGAUUCACACAUCU